GUCGACAAUGUCAUCGCGGGAAAGGAAGCACCUACAGCCCAAUUACUACGAGGUGCUGGGCGUGGAGCGCUCGGCCUCGACCGACGAUAUCAAAACUGCCUACCGCAAGCUCGUGCUUGAGCAUCACCCCGAUCGCUACCACGCUAAGACCAAAGGCUCCGCUCGACGAAAAGAUGGCAAGGACGCGGAGAUUUUGCGUGUCAACGCCGCCUACGACCUGCUGAGCGACGACACGGCGCGUGUCAAGUAUGACAUCGAGAUGUUUGGCGUCUCAGCUGCUCCGAACUAUCACGACCGAGUGGUUGUGGGGGCAGACAACUACAAACCCAUGAGUUCGGAGGAUGUUCAUCAAAUGUUUGGAGGACUGAACGAGUACGAACGCUUCACUACGGCUCAGUACCACAGACAGCGAUCGCAUGUCGCCCCUGCUGCUAUCGGGCGGAGGGCGACGAAUCUCGCGGAGAGGAAGAAAUUUCGAGCAGCCAACUCAAAGUUGCCGACGCAGGGAGCGACGCUGAUGUGGCUGGCGUUUCCUAUUGCAUUGAUGGCGCUGUGGGGCGUCAAUCUGAGCUCUAUUCGCAACGAAUCGAACUCGUCUCGGAGGAGCAAGCAGUAGGAGAUUUACAGUAGAGUGGCGCUUAGCUGGUGUGCAUUGGUUGUGGUUGGACAGACCUCUGGUGGUUGCGUACAACACCUCCCUAGCUGCAGGGCACAAAACCUGUCCUUGAAGAGUGCUGUGCGACGGUCGCUUAGUUCAUUGGCGAAACGCGGUAAGAUUACGUACUAUGUAGUAGUCAGUGGUCCAUAAAAUGUCGGAA
Molecule: messenger RNA, 818 nt
Organism: Phytophthora infestans T30-4
Lineage: Eukaryota; Oomycota; Peronosporomycetes; Peronosporales; Peronosporaceae
Exons: 3
Coding region: 8-616 (202 amino acids)
Source: RefSeq, a predicted model, not a curated record